This is a messenger RNA of Stomoxys calcitrans (stable fly), 2308 nucleotides long. RefSeq names its product inactive selenide, water dikinase-like protein (gene Sps1). The record is from RefSeq and is a predicted model, not a curated record. Bases 356 to 1552 code for a protein of 398 amino acids. Lineage: Eukaryota; Metazoa; Arthropoda; Insecta; Diptera; Muscidae. Gene Ontology annotation, cellular component: cytoplasm. The transcript has a single exon. Gene Ontology annotation, molecular function: ATP binding.
GCAACACAGCGGGAGAAAUAUUCUUUGCUCCCGAUUCAUUCCGCCAUUGCUUAAUCGACCAAUCACCAUCGAGUUUUCGCACACACUCAUAGUUUGGCGUGUACAUGUAGGCUAGACUGUGUUGUAGUGUUGGUUGACGGGGAGAAUAUGAAUUCAAUAUUCGCCCAAUACAAGAAAAAAUUUUUGUUCAUUCCAAGUUGCGCCGCCAUUCGACAUAUUUCAAGCAGUGGAGUUUCUAAAUCGCCCGCCAGUUAUUGGUACAAAAAAUCAAAUUAAUUUUGACCAAGUCAACAAAAAAAAACUUGUAAAAUUUGUGAAACAACAACAAAGUGAUAUAAAAGAAAUAUAACACACCAUGAGUUACCAGGCCGAUGUAUUGAAUUCUGCCCAUUUGGAAUUGCAGGGGGGCAACGGUGCUGAAUUGAGGCGUCCCUUUGACCCCACCGCUCACGAUUUGGAAUCCACAUUCCGUUUGACACGUUUUGCUGAUUUAAAGGGUCGUGGCUGCAAGGUGCCCCAAGAGGUUCUGGGUAAAUUAGUGUCGGCCCUGCAACAGGACUACUCUCUGCAAGAUCAAGAUGCUCAAUUCAUGAAUAUGGCUAUACCGCGCAUUGGUAUUGGUCUAGAUUGUUCGGUGAUACCAUUGCGUCACGGCGGCCUUUGUCUGGUACAGACCACGGACUUUUUCUACCCCAUUGUGGAUGAUCCCUAUAUGAUGGGUAAAAUAGCUUGCGCCAAUGUUUUGAGCGAUUUGUACGCCAUGGGUGUCACCGAUUGUGAUAAUAUGCUAAUGCUGUUGGCCGUUAGCACAAAGAUGACUGAAAAGGAGCGCGAUGUGGUGAUUCCCCUGAUAAUGCGAGGCUUUAAAGAUUCCGCCUUGGAGGCUGGCACCACAGUUACCGGUGGACAAAGUGUGGUCAACCCCUGGUGCACUAUUGGCGGAGUGGCCUCCACAAUAUGCCAGCCCAAUGAGUAUAUUGUUCCCGACAAUGCUGUGGUGGGUGAUGUUUUGGUGCUAACCAAACCUUUGGGUACACAGGUGGCGGUAAACGCCCACCAAUGGCUGGACCAACCCGAACGUUGGAAUCGCAUUAAGUUGGUCGUUUCCGAGGAAGAUGUACGCAAAGCCUACCAUCGAGCCAUGAAUUCGAUGGCCCGCCUUAAUCGCACAGCCGCCCGUUUGAUGCACAAAUAUAAUGCCCAUGGUGCUACUGACAUUACAGGCUUUGGCCUGUUGGGACAUGCACAGACGUUGGCCUCCCACCAGAAGAAGGAUGUCUCGUUUGUGAUUCACAAUCUGCCGGUCAUAUCGAAAAUGGCUGCUGUAGCCAAGGCAUGUGGUAAUAUGUUCCAAUUGCUUCAAGGUCAUUCGGCCGAAACAUCCGGAGGUUUGCUAAUCUGCUUGCCACGCGAACAAGCCGCCGCCUACUGCAAGGACAUUGAAAAGCAAGAAGGCUAUCAAGCCUGGAUCAUUGGCAUCGUCGAGAAGGGCAACAAGACUGCCCGCAUCAUUGACAAACCUCGUGUCAUUGAGGUGCCGGCCAAGGACUAAAUUGCAAUCCACACACACCACACCAGAAUAGAAUCCGCCAAGAGUGAGUGAUGAAUAAUAGGGGCUGCUGUUGUCGCCAACGUUUGUAAUUUUAAAUGUAUAUCUUAAAUGUAAUAUCUUCCGCAUUAAUUCGAUAAUGAGAAAAAAAAAACUAACAACGACGAUUUUCUUCACUUUCACAAUUAUCAUUAAGUUACCUUCGUGUUUAGCAUUUAAUACAUAAUAAUCUCUAUCCUAAUUUACUUUCUUACUCCCCCUUCAUAAACAUAGAGUUUCGCUUUAAAUAUUUUUACGUUAUUAUUUACAUUUUAGAACUAGUAUUGUGAGAUGUGGCUUUGUUAAAGAUCUACAAUAAUUCUCCUAAACCAGAUGAAUAGUAAUGAUGAUAUAUGUAUGUGUGUAUAGAUAGAUACCUAUACAUACAUAUAUUAUGAACGUAUUGUUCUUUCUAAAACAAACAGUGACCUAUAACAACAAAUGCACAAUGGUAAUGAUAGUUAUUUUUGGGUUUUUUUUUUUUGCAAAUUACAAAAUUUUGUACUCUUGUACAACCAGUUUUUUUUCGUUUUUGUCGCCAGAAAAAUGUAUAAUUUUAUAUUUUACUUUUGUAACUUCUAGACGUACGUAUCGUAUGCAUUUUAUCCUUAAUCUAUGAAAAGAAAAACAAAAAACAUUGAAAGAACCUAUUUUGUAAGAAUGGAUGGAUGAUAAGAAAGGAGCAGAGGACGAAAUACAAAUAAAAUUGGGCUCUGUAAA